Molecule: messenger RNA, 1521 nt
Organism: Vicia faba (fava bean)
Lineage: Eukaryota; Viridiplantae; Streptophyta; Magnoliopsida; Fabales; Fabaceae
Source: the annotation of a GenBank genome assembly
AUGACUCUCUCCCUUUCCCUCACCACCAUUCUCCUUUCCCUUUUCUCCUUUUUCCUUCUACACGCCCAUGCCAACCCAUUCCGUUCCUUUCACCACCACAACCACCCUCACUUCGCCACUCACAACUACAGAGACGCUCUCACCAAAUCCAUUAUCUUUUUCCAAGGCCAGAGAUCAGGGAAACUUCCGCCUAACCAGAGAAUCUCUUGGAGAAGAGACUCUGGUCUCUCUGAUGGCUCAGCAUUGCAUGUUGAUUUGGUUGGAGGGUACUAUGAUGCUGGUGACAAUGUUAAGUUUGGUUUUCCUAUGGCUUUUACUACCACAAUGCUUUCAUGGAGUGUUAUUGAGUUUGGCGGGUUGAUGAAAAGUGAGUUGCCGAAUGCUAAAGAAGCUGUUCGUUGGGCUACUGAUUAUCUUCUUAAAGCCACUGCACAUCCAAACACCAUUUACGUUCAGGUGGGUGAUGCUAAAAAGGACCAUGCUUGUUGGGAGAGACCAGAAGACAUGGACACUCCAAGAAGUGUUUUUAAGGUUGAUGCAAACACACCUGGCUCUGAAGUUGCGGCGGAAACUGCUGCGGCAUUAGCGGCGGCUUCUCUUGUUUUCAGAAGAAGUGAUCCAACAUACGCCAAGAUUUUAGUAAGAAGGGCCAUCAGGGUUUUUCAGUUUGCUGAUAAACACAGAGGAUCUUACAGCAAUGCCUUGAAACCCUUUGUGUGUCCAUUUUACUGUUCUUACUCAGGUUAUCAGGAUGAGUUGUUGUGGGGUGCUGCUUGGCUCCACAAGGCCACUAAGAAUCCAAUGUAUCUGAAAUACAUUCAAGUUAAUGGUCAAAUCCUAGGAGCUGCAGAGUUUGACAACACAUUUGGUUGGGAUAACAAACAUGUUGGAGCAAGGAUACUUCUUUCCAAGGAAUUUCUAGUUCAAAAUGUAAAAUCACUCCAUGACUACAAGGGUCAUUCAGACAAUUUUGUUUGUUCUUUGAUUCCUGGAGCUGGUUCCUCAUCUGCACAAUAUACCCCAGGUGGACUUUUGUUCAAGAUGAGUGAUAGUAACAUGCAGUAUGUCACAUCCACUACCUUCUUACUGGUCACAUAUGCCAAAUACUUAACCAAAUCACAUUCAGUUGUGAAUUGUGGUGGUACUACUGUAACACCAAAGAGACUCAGAACUUUAGCCAAAAAACAGGUGGAUUAUUUGUUAGGAGACAACCCAAUGAAGAUGUCAUAUAUGGUUGGCUAUGGACCAAAGUAUCCACAAAGGAUACACCACAGAGGAUCAUCACUUCCUUCAAUGGCUGUACACCCGGGAAAGAUCCAGUGUUCAGCAGGGUUUGGUGUGAUGAAAUCACAAUCACCAAAUCCUAACAUUCUAGUGGGUGCUGUUGUUGGAGGACCAGAUCAGCAUGAUAGGUUUCCAGAUGAUCGUUCCGAUUAUGAACAAUCAGAGCCAGCUACUUAUGUUAAUGCACCACUUGUUGGAACACUGGCUUAUCUUGCACACUCAUUUGGUCAACUUUAA